GCAGGGGGAUGUGGCUGAGAUACUAGGGACGUAAUUUAAAGCAGAAGUUGUCCCAAGUCGGGAUUACUGGCUGCUCUCCUCCAGGGUCCCAGUUUCCAUGUCGCCCGUGUGGUCCCUCUAGAGCCCGGGUCUGCAGAGGGAGGGAUGCUGGGAGAGUUCCCCGAAGUGGGGAAGGGAGGGCUUGAGGGAAAACAGAAGUCCGGGAGCCCUAAUAACGUCGGGGCAAGAUGAGCGCUGGGCUUCGGGGAGACAAGCGGCGCCCCUGCUGAGUAAGUGGAAGAAAUAAGGAAAGAGGGUGGAAUUUUCCUGCAGAGUCAUGUGAAGUCUGGAGACAAAAGGGAGCCAUGAACCUGUGGGUCUUACUUCUCCUGGUUGUGGCGAACCUUGGACGAGCCAGCCAUAGGCCCCUGGAAAAGCCUCCCUGUGAUAUGGUGGACAUGAAGGUCCUGUGCCACAAUCGAGGGCUUCUUCAGAUUCCUGCAGUACUCCACGCAGACAGCAAGGCCCUUGACUUGUCUCACAACCAGCUUCAGAGUGUCCUGGAGACUCCACUGAUCUUCUAUCCUGCCCUCCAGCACCUAGAUCUGAGCUCCAACCAGAUCAGCUUCAUCCAGCCUGGAAUUUUCACCAGCCUGUCUCAGCUUGAGCACCUCAACCUGUCCCAGAACCGGCUGGGACGGGCACUCCCACAUAGUGGCCACGGGGGAAUUGGGCGCCUGCCUCGAGUGACCACACUGGAUCUCUCGGGCAAUGGCUUGUACAACAGCAUGGCUGAGGCCUUCCUGAAGGAUGCCCCUGCCCUGCUCACUCUCUCCUUGGCAGAGAACAGCCUCACCCGAAUCUCGCGCUGGACCCUGCAGGGAGUGCCUGCUCUUGAGGAGCUGGACCUGCACAGCAACGUGAUCAUGGAGAUCGAGGAGGGAGCCUUCGAGGCUCUGCCUCACCUAGCCCGCCUCAAUCUCUCCAUGAACUCCAUCACCUGCAUUUCUGACUUCAGCCUCCCACAACUGCAAGUCCUAGACCUGAGCCGCAACAGCAUAGAAACCUUCCAAACCAUCGCCACGGACGAGGAGUACCAGCUUUCCUGGCUUGACUUGAGAGAGAACAAGCUAUCGCAGUUCCCUGAUCUGCCCCAGCACAACCGGCUCAUUUACCUGAAUGUGUCCAACAACCUGAUCCAGAUGCACCUCACUUCGCCCCUCAGUGACGAGACCCCCGGUGUGAAGGACUGGCCCGGUGGACUCCAUCAGGCUCCUGACCCAAGUGGGAAUGACAGCUCCAUGGCCCUCUCCAGACUCUUGGUCUUGGACCUAAGCUACAAUGAGAUUGAGGCCAUCCCAGAAGGCUUUUUUGACCCCAUGACUUCCCUGCAGUUCCUCAACCUCAGCAGAAACUGCCUCCGAAACUUUGAGGUGAAGCAGGAACACUCCCUGCCCAGCCUGGACAUCCUGGAUGUGAGCCACAACGACCUCCAAAGUUUCGCCGUGGGCAUCCAUGCUCUAGCUAGCCUACGGUGGCUCUACUUACAGUACAAUGCUCUGGCAGCCUUACCGCCUCUCACAUUUUCCAGGCUUCCCAAGAUCCAAUGGGUGGACCUACAAAGGAACUGGAUCCAUCUCUGUGGGACCCCACACGAUCUGAGUGAGUCAGCCGUCUCAGGCUGCAUUGUCUUCUCCAGCAUCCCCAGCCUCCGGACCUUGAACCUGGCGGGCAACACCAUGCAGAGGCUCCCGUCGGGUGCAUUCCUGCAUACCCCAUUGGCCACUUUGGACCUCUCAGCAAACCCGGGGCUAGGGAUCAUGCCUGGUGCCCUGGCUGGACUGGAAUCCUCCCUCGAGGUGCUGCGGCUACAGGAGAAUGGCCUGGCUGCCCUUCACGUUGACCUCCCUCGCUUCACACGGUUGAAGCAGCUCAAUCUCUCAGAGAACCAGCUGAGCUGGCUCCCUGCCUGGACCCGGCAGGCCUCCCUUGAAGAGCUGGAUCUUCGGAACAACAGUUUCAGCUACCUUCAGAGCCAUGACAUGAGUGGCCUGGAGGGGACUCUCCGGCGCCUCUACCUGGCAGGGAAUCCACUUGUUUGCUGCGGCAACAGCUGGCUGGCAGCUGUGAUCCAAAGGGGGAGUGUGGACAUCGCCAGCCUUGAGAACCUGACUUGCCGGCAUUCCAAGGACUUCAGUUCCCAAGAGGAGAUCCUCUUCCUCCAGAUCCGUCCCGAGGACUGUGAGAAAGAGGGACUCAAGAAAAUCAACCUGCUCAUUAUCCUCAUCUUUGCCCUAGUCCUGUCAAUCCUCCUCGGUGGGUUGGCUCUCUUCUGUUGCUUCUGCCGGCAGGAGUUUAACCAGCAUUUCAAAGCCUAGUGAACUCUGGCAGGACCAUUCUCAGUUCUCGAGGAUGGAGCUCUGGGGCUUCAUUGGGUUGUAGAGACUUAAAGCCAGAAGGGGCCUUAAGGACCCUUUAGCCCAACCCUUCUUAUAAUGGGGAAACUAAAACUCAGAGAGGUUAAGGGACUUGCCCAUGGCUACACAACUAGUAAAUAUGAGAUCUAGAUCCCCUGGAUAAUCAGACACUUAUUUCCUUUCCCAAACUAGCCAUGACCCUUAUCCAUUCAGCCUUCCAUCUGCUGACUGUGUUCAGCAAGUUUGAGGAUUCUACCCUUCCUCCCCAUGGAAGUCCCUGGGAGCCCGUCCCCCACUAUUAUAAGAUCCUUUGAAGUAACUACGAAGGUGAUAUAAUUCAACUCUUUCAUUCUACAGAUGAGCAAACUGACGCCCAAUGUGGUGAAUCACCCAAGGUCCCCCAGGUAGUAAGAUACAGAAGUAGGAAUGGAGCCCAAGUGCUUUUUCCCACUCUACCACACUGCCUCUAGUCCACUUGUGGUUUGGGAAGGCCAAAGUCAUCUUUAGGACAGAACUUAAAUAAAUCCAUUCCAAGUGAAAUUAUAGACCCUUUAGGACCAAAGAGACACUUGGGAAAAAAACUCUAGAAUUUAUCUCAAAGAAAAAUAUUUGUCAUGAUUCACACUAAUUCUUAUAAACUUUACAUAGGAGAAGGAUGAGUAUUCCCCAAACCACAUUCUCUGGGAUCUGAAACUUAACACAGAAAUCGCCAGCUGAUGCGAUUACUAGAGAGUUCACAAUUGAAUGGUCCCACCUAUUAGGGACAUCAGAAAAUAUGGCAGAGACUUUAGGACAUGGUUCAUUAGAGAUGGAAAGCAUGCUGGAAAUCAUCUCUUCUGUUUGUCACAUGGGAGGGCUAAGACCUGAAAGGAGAGUAACUUGCUUCAGGUCACAGAGCUGGGCUAGAACCCAUAUUUCCUUCCUCCCUGGCGGGGUCUCUUUCCCUUAUAACACAGAUUAGGGACUGUCUUCAGCUCCCUCCCAGUGUCAGGGUUUGCAUUGAUAAUAGACAUUAACCCCUUUCCCACAACUCCCACAGCCAAUUUGGGGGUUCCAGGGCCAGCUUCCCCACUCCCUUGGGCCCUGGCCUCAACAUUAGUCCAUUGUGGAAAACAAAGCUAAAGGAGGAGGUUGAUGGAAGAGAGCUAUAUUGUGAAUCCCACAAAUUGGCCCAGUGCCUUGCAAGCUGACAAGUACUUUCCAUUCAUUCUCUUAUUUUCAAAUAUUCCUAUGAAGAAUACAAGAUAGAGUUUGUUGUUCCAUUUCACAGAAGGAGAAACUGAGGCCCCCAAAAUGGGAAAUGACUGACCCACAUCAUGCAGUGUGAAUCAGAACAGAAACAAGACCCAAAUCUUGGUGCCAUUUAGGGGGAAGAAAACUGGACCAUGCCCCAAGGGAUUAUUAGAGGGAGUCAUAUAAGCUAAUGUUAGAAAAAUAAGAUAGCUCUAAAUUGUGGAAGGCCUUGAAGGACAGAAAUGAAAAGCAAAGUUCAUGAACUUUAGAACUAUUGGAAACUAGAGAUAAUUUAUUCUAGGGAUUCUUAAACUCUUUAGCCCAGAGAACAUCUGUGAACUUGGAUAGGGGAAAAAAAAGUCUUUUUUUUUUUUAACUAACUUCUCACUGAAAUUUAGCAUUUGCAACUCUUUCAUUUCAAGGAUGAGGAAACUGAGGCCAAAAGUUAAAUUUUUCCCUUGUAGUCUCCCAAAAUUAAUCCAAAUUAAGGUCCAAAUUAAUCCAUUUGAAUAGGCUUAUAUUCACUGCUAUUUGUGAGUGUGCACUGUCCUUUUUUUUUCAAUUGACUAACAUUAUGGGAUUAGCUAUAGAUUCUCACACAGACUCCAUCUGUUGCUUCUUCCCACUCCAGACUCUACCGCAAUAGUUUAGCAAUUGCAUCCUUUAACUCUUUCCCCUGACAAUCAGUAAAUCAUGCAGAGUUUUGAGCCAGGGGCUUCUGGGACGGGGUAUUACUUUCAACACCCAUAUUGGCCACCUAGGGUAAGUAGCUCCUCUCCUCUAGGAGGUCCGGUGCUGCUGAUGGUGGGUGUGCAGGACCAAGGCAAGUAGAAGCUCUUCUGUCUGUCCUUAUGAAGCUCCCUGAACUGGGGGUGAUGGAAACUGGCAGGCAUCUGGGCGUCAGGCAGUGCUGGCUGGGUCUGAAAGUAGUUAGGGGCAGGGAGCAGGACGUGGAGGCGGGAUUAGAAACAUUUGGUGUUCUGAAUGGAAUGUAGAUAAAAAGCUGGAUUUGAAAGGGAAAAUGUCUAAACAGUAUUUUCCCCAACCCAGUCUCCCUUUCUCUUUCUAUUAUAUAUGCAACUGUUUUUCUCUUUAGGUUUUUCAUCCAUGUCUCUCUCUCUCUCUUUCCCUUUCUUUUGCCUGUCUAUCUUUCUCUGAAUCUUUCUGUCUCCCUCUAUCUCUUUCUGAGCUCCUUCCAUUUCUAUAAAUCUGCCUUUCUUUUAUGAUUUUUUCUCUUUGUUCUCUCUUCCUUUCCCACCUCUGUCUCUGUCGCUCUCCUCCCUUUGUCCCUUCUUUCUUCUCUCUUUCGUCUCUCUCCAUGUAUAUCCCUCUUCUCACUCUGCUUCUCCUCCAUCUUUCUCUUUUUUCUUUCCUCUCUCUUUUUCUGUUUCUCUUUCUCCUGCUAUUUUUCUCCUGGACACAGAACAGCCAUUUCAACCUCAAUGUCUAAUAAAUUGGGCCAGCGGUUGGGGUUGGGGAUGGGGGAGAGGAGAAAUCAGUCAAAUCAGUUCUGCGUCAUUUUCAUUAGAAUGGUCUGUCCCAUACACCUAAUUUGAUCAUUGAGGUAAAAGUGGUGAAGCCCUUGUAAGGGUUUACCUACCUCAAAGUUGGUAAUUUAAUUGGAUUUUACUUUAGAACUCAGUAUAAGAACUAGGAGGGACUAUGAAACAAUUUAAUGAAUUCACUCAAGAUGAAGUCUAGAAUUUAGCAAUUUCCCUGAGACCUGUACACAGUAAGAUAGAGAGUGGUAGAGUCAAGAGUCUCUAGAAGAACUUAGAUCUCCUGAAUCCCUGCUUACAACUCUUUUCCUCUUAAUAUAAAAGCUCAGAAAGUUGGACUAUUCGGGAACUGUCUAGCACUGGGAAAGAUGACAAGGACUAUAAAAGCAAAAGAGCAGAUCCUCAUACCAGAAUAAGAUGAUCCCACAGUAUGAGAUGAAGACGUUCCCUCAGGUCAAGAAGUAUGUCUUUGAUACCCUAUAACCCACAAGAAAAAGUUGAAACUCCUUAGGCAGGGUGUUCAAGACCCACUAUAUCUAGUGUAAACAAGAAUGGUUCCUCCUCCCAAUUCAUUGUACCUCAUUACAAUUUAGGAGAUAUUAAUGUCUUAGCAAUAGGUUUGCAUCCUAUAAUCCUUUUAUAAAAUGUGAACACCUUUUAUUCUGAUUCAGUCAGGUCAGGCAACCAUUACUUGGACUUUAAAAUAGCUACGCCUAGAGUUAGUGAGAUUCACAUAAAUGAAGGCAGAAGGCAGCAAUCUUUUUGCCUCUGGUGGGGAAGAGGGGAUCUUUCUUCACUUUCAAUGGCCAAAGCUAGCUCUUUUUUCUGCUGCCAGAUGUCCCAUUUCUUGAAGCUAUUUACUGACCUCUCAACUACCUCUUUGUAUCCAUGUCGGUCUGGAGAAUGUCUCUUUUCCCUGAUGGAUAUGGUUUAGGGGCAGGAGUUCCACUCUCCUCUCCAGUGACCCUGAGCUGUCUAGAACUCUUGAACUGAUCUUCUAACUACUAACUAGGGUGUUUCUUACCAGGCAAGCAGCUGUGCUGCUCAGCUGACUCUACAGUAUGAUGGCAGAUGGGAGUAGGAGUAGAGGAGAGAGAAAACCUCCUCCUCUUUUCAAAUCCAUAAGAAAAAGAUCUUUACUUUUUGCUAAGGACUAGCACUGGGUGUUAGUUAACACGUGUUAAUCCAUUAACACCUCACCUCUGGAUUCUUACCAUAAAUGGGAAGGAUGGAACCAUGUCCUCUCCAAUGCUGCCUCUCCUACUAACAACUGCCUAUUUUUGUAGCCUUAACUCCCUCUACUCCCUUGCCUAUGCUCUUUGCUUCAGCCAGACUAGGUAAUUCAGCAUCCUUCAAACACAGUUUCUUGCCAAUGUGCCUUUGGUUGGCUUCCUCUAAAGAAUCAAUAGUCAAGUUCUUAGCACGCAGUCCAGAUCAUGGAUGACUCAACAUGGGCCAUUGUCUUUCCCCCACACCUCCCAUAUUGUGAGUUUCCUAAGGACAGCUGGCACAUGCACUGGGGAUAACCCGAAAGUCUCACUAAACCAUCCAUCCAAUCAAUAGUAGUAGUGGGCAAUGCAUUCAAAGGGCAGGGCUGUAAUAAAUGUAAGCUUAUGAUUCUUUUACUGGGAUUUCCUUUUUCUUGGGAUAUAAUCAAAAUAUCUAUGCCCACGAAAGAGUUCCAAAGGUUAUACUAUCAGCUUAGAGUACAUACACACUGAACUGAACUAGUUAGUAACUGUGGACAUAUGGAGCAUGGCAGACCAGUUCAUGCUUAAUAUUGGGUUCCUAAGUGGUAACUGCCCAACUUCUGUUGGGCUACCUGGAACCAGCUGUCUUCACAGUCAGAACUAAGAUCAUAAUUUGGGGAAAACAUAAUAAUGAGAAAGAGAUAUGACAUCUAAUAGAAAUGACUUGACCCUGAAUGGAGUAAUUGAACAUCAAAAAUGGGAAGGUGACAGAAAUGACAUCAAGAUUGAUUAUAAAAUUUUCAUUCAGAAGCUUAACCAAUGUAAAUUAAUUACCUUAACAUGGAGACCAAAAGAACCCAGAUAAAGGAAAGAAGCUUCCAGAGCAUUUGGAGGACCCAGUUUGUUCAGCCUUUGGGAGAACAGGAUAGGGAUUGGUUGGGUUAGGAAUGCCCUAAUCAAUGAGAUGAUAGAUCCAUUUUCCCAUUUAAUAUUUGAGAGUUCCUUUGGUUAUAAUGCUCCUGUUGCCUGGAAUGCCCUUCCUCCCAAUAUUUGACUAUUAAAAUCCUUUCAUUGUUGCCUCAUCUUCCCCAAACACCUUUCCUGAUCCCAUCCUUCCACCAAGUAGAAGUGAUCUCUUUUUCCUGGAAACAUAUACAUGUAUUGUUCCCUUCCUAGAUGUGUUACCUGAGGGCAAGAGCAAGCCAUCUUUAAUCUGUGCUCCCCACAAUACCCAGUGCAGGGCCCUACACGUAGCAGGUGCUCAGCAAAGUUUGAGGCAUACUGAAAAGGGACUCCCAUCUCUCCAAAGGGAAAUUGAGGCAGGGAGUCCUCCCUUGGCUGGCUGGUCUGUGCUGUCUCUUCAGAUACCAUGUAAACACUACAAGAUGCUGCUGUAUACAUAUAGUAUAGACCUAUAAGAAUUUUGUAUGAGCUGUAUAGAGAAACUAUGUGAAUAUAUUAAAUGAUAAUUUUGGUAUAAA
Molecule: messenger RNA, 7799 nt
Organism: Monodelphis domestica (gray short-tailed opossum)
Lineage: Eukaryota; Metazoa; Chordata; Mammalia; Didelphimorphia; Didelphidae
Gene: LRRC32
Product: leucine rich repeat containing 32
Molecular function (GO): protein binding
Source: RefSeq, a predicted model, not a curated record